This is a messenger RNA of Trematosphaeria pertusa, 370 nucleotides long. RefSeq lists its product as uncharacterized. The record is from RefSeq and is a predicted model, not a curated record. The transcript is spliced from 2 exons. The coding region runs from base 1 to 264 and encodes 87 amino acids. Lineage: Eukaryota; Fungi; Ascomycota; Dothideomycetes; Pleosporales; Trematosphaeriaceae.
AUGUCCCCAACAAUCUCCUCCCUGCUCUUCCACACCGCCUGGCGCCACCUCUCCUUCCAAGCCACACCCUGGAUGAUCCCGCGCUCCUCCCUCGACGAGAACGGUCUCAUCCCGCGGGCCUUGUUCCCGGAGGUGUACGAUCAGGUCAAAGGCAUCGUCGACGACCUCGGAGAAGAAGCCCAGUACGCGGCCUGGUUCUGGGUCGAAGGGCCGCAGGGAGAAGACGGUCUGCAUCCGGCGUUUAGUCUGCCUGCGAAUCGGUGAGUGGGCUGGGGGAGCUCCGCGAUGCGGGUUUGGGGAGAGGGUGCUGAUUGGAGGAGGGAGGUGUUUAGGUUUCCGACGGCGGGGGAGAGGAGGAAGGAGAAGAAGG